GAAAUUUUGAUAAACCCUAGCAAAUAAAACCAGAAAACUCUCAUACAAUCAAUUUUCAGGGCUAUCAAACUCCAUGAUAAAUUAGAGAGCAUCGAACUAUAUGUUCUCGGAAGCGUUGAGUGUAGUUCUCAUGAGGAACUACGAUCAUGUUGAGCUGUUGCAGACGAUUUUUGAGAAAAAGCAACGCAUAUUCCCUUCUCUUGGAGAACAACAGAAAUCCUACUCUUUCUUAUCUGCUGAGUUCCGUCAAACCAUGGUGGGACUUAUGCAGAUACAGUUCAAAAGCGGAAAAACACGCCACAAAGAGUAUAAAUUUUUUUGCUUCAUCUCACGGACAGUGGUUUCUUCCCCCGGAGGUCACGCGGAGAAAUGAAAAGUUGCGGAGGGAUGUGGAAGGUAUUUGCCACGUACUCCAUUCCAGGGGUCCGCAGGCUUUAGAAAAUGCACUAGCCCAGCUCGGAGUCAGAUUGACAGAAGAAUGUAUUGUCAAAGUAUUAAAGAAGCUUGGCAAUGAUGAUGUAUUGUCAGGUUUAAUGUUUUUUGAUUGGGCGGCUCGACAAAGGAAUUAUCGCCAUACUACGGCUGCCUAUUGCGGCUUUUUCAAAAUGCUUUGUCAAAGCAAAUCAAAUAAUCUAAUGUUGGUCUGGUUGGAUUCCUUUCAGAAGCAGUUAAACGUGAGGGGUUAUCAGUUUUAUGAGGUUUUGAUCAUGGGGUAUGCUUUUGCAGGACAAUCCCACAUGGCUCUCCAAAUGUUUGGGAGAAUGAGGUUUCAGGGUCUCGAUUUAGAGAGAGUUGGAUAUGAUGCACUGUUGAAUAGAUUGAUUGAAGAGAAGUGUUUUGAUGUUGUAAAUGCCAUUUGCAAACAAAUUUCAAUUUCAAGGAGACACUUUAAGAGCUCUUGUUCUACAGAGUGUAUAAUGAUGAGGAAUCUCUGUAAACAGGGGAAGCUAGAGGAGGCCAACGAGUUGCUGUGCAAGAUUAGAAAUGAUGGAUCUGCAGUUGCAAUAUUUGUUACAGCACUUUGCAAGGCAAAGAGGAUUGAUGAAGCCCAGACUUUGAUUGAUGAAAUCAGGAAAGAAGGACGAGUAAGUUCGAUGUCAAAAGUAUAUAAUGCGUGGAUCAAAGGGCUUGUGGAGGAGGAAAAAGUGGAUGAUGCAGUGGAAUGCUUCGAGGAAGCAAGGUCUUUUCAAGGUUUCGUUCCUGGAGAAUCCUGCUACAAUGCACUGGUAAGUGGUCUAUUAAAAAAAAAUAGGCUUGAGAAAGUUUACGAUGUGAAUAAAAAUAGGCUUGGGAAAGUCUACAUUUUGAUGAAUGAGAUGAAGAGGCAGCUUAUUUUUCCAGAUAAUUGUACCAUGAAUGAACUGAUUUGUUUCUUAUGCCAAAGAAGAGGAAUGUCAGACAUUGUGCUAGGUUUAUGCAAUGGAUUAUCAAAAAUGGGCUUUUCUCUAGGUAAUGUGACCUAUAAUGCUCUUAUCAGUGCACUUUGCAGAGCGGGAAAAUUGGAUGAAGCACACAGAGUCCUACAAAAUGACAUAGCCACUGGUUUCAACAUUCGUAAACAAACUUAUUUUGACAUUGUCAUAUCUUUGAACAAAACUAGGAAAAUGGAUGUAAUGCAGCAGGUCAUCGAUACAGGGAUCAAAAGACUGAAUGCACCAAAUGUUUCCAUGUCCAGUACAUUCAUUUCUAUUCUCUGUAACACUGGUAAAAUUGAUGACAAAUUUUUGGUCCCAAAAAAGAUGAGGAGGAAAGACAUACUUCUGAACAGAAAAACUUAUUCUGCUUUAAUACAAAGCUUUUAUGUCACCAAAAAUUCAGACAUGGCUGUCAAGUUGUUGCUUGAGAUGCAGGAAUAUGGUCAUCAUCCAAGUCGCUACAUUUUCAGAUCUGUGAUUAAGGUUCUAUGUGAAACAGGCCAUUCUGAUCAGGUUCUUCAAUUGUUAGAUAUGCAUGUAUCAGGUAAGCUCAAUAAUAUCAAUUUUUACAAUGUCUUCAUAAGUGGCCUUUGUAAUGCAGGCCAGCCUGACAUAGCCAUGCUGGCAUUUAAGAAGAUGCAUGAAAAUAGAUGUAAACCUAACACUAACACAUAUGUGGCUUUAUUAAAUGGGUACAUGAAAUGUAAAAAAUUGGUUGAUGCGUUGAAGUUCUUUGAAUUUCUAGCUACGGUUCAUCCUCCCCACACUAGAUUGUACAGUGUCUUGAUCGGUGGCUUUUGCAAGGCAGGUAAAGUGGAAUUGGCGUUUAGAUAUUGGGAAGAGAUGUAUGAUAAAGGAUUGAUCCCUAAGCUUGAAUGCUGUGAGGAUCUUAUUCAUGUUUUAUGCAAAGUAGGCAUGUUUACUGGAGCACUGAAAACUUUUGCGGACAUGAGGGAAAAAGGUGGCCGCUCCUCUACCUAUAUUUACAAUAUACUCUUGCAGUAUAGUUUUAAGGUACGAGAAAUUGACUGGGCCAGAGUGAUUUUUCAAUUGCUGUACACACAAGGAUCUCAUCCUAUUGCAAGCAUGUUUAUCGGUGGGCUUUCUAAUUCAUCAAAUCUUGUGUCCAUUUUGCAAGAAAUAAUUGAGGAAAUUUUUGUGCCUAAUGUUUUUACUUUCAACAUGCUUAUUGGAGCCCUGUGCAAGGAAGGAAAAGUAGAAGCAGCUUGUGAUUUAUUCAAUUAUAUGCCCCAGAAAGGUUGCACUCCAAAUGCAUGGUCUUAUGAUUUUAUUGUACACGGGCUCUACAUGAUACAGAGAGUAAAGGAGGCUGAGGCAUUCAUGAAGGAGAUGAUUGAAAAGGGAUUCAGACCCAGUGUAUGGACAGACAACUUAUACAGGGCAAUGAUAAACAAAGGCAAAUGACUGGUCUGUGUUAUUGCCUGCUUAUUGGAGCCCUGUGCAAGGAAGGAAAAGUAGAAGCAGCUUGUGAUUUAUUCAAUUAUAUGCCCCAGAAAGGUUGCACUCCUAAUGCAUGGUCUUAUGAUUUUAUUGUACACGGGCUCUACAUGAUACACAGAGUAAUGGAGGCUGAGGCAUUAAUGAAGGAAAUGAUUGAAAAGGGAUUCAGACCCAGUGUAUGGACAGACAACUUAUACAGGGCAAUGAUAAACAAAGGCAAAUGAUUGGUCUGUGUUAUUGCCUGCAUCAUAUUUUGGCCGAUAGGCCAUUAUAUACUUAAUAUUUGUUGUAACGGUCAAUAUUUUUAGUAAAUUCUCUUUUUAAUGAAUUUUGUCAUGCCAAAUUUCUUGUAUUUUAACUAAUUUAGCCUUUCCUGCAAACGACCAUCCACCUGCAUUUGUAUUCAGAUGCCAGGAGGGUUCAUUUGGUUAGAAUGUCGAAAGUUUGCAAGGGUUUUAAAUGGGGUGUGGAGUGUUCAAUCAAAUGCAGGCACAGCUGUAUCACCAUUAACAGAUGCUGGGCUUUUUGAAUCCUGUCAUGUCUUUUGAUGUUUCUUUUUCUCAUGAGAUUGCCAUGGCAACCACAACAAUGAUGAGAUUGCAAUCACUUGCUGAAAUUUAUCAUUCACUUGAAUCUCAAUAUUUUUAAAAUGUCUGUUAAAUUUAAUGAAAAGCAAUCCUUGAUAAGGGUGGAUAAUUUUUGAAAAAUUCCUUUGUAUAUGUAGAGGAAUGACUACACAAUCUGGAGUGUGUUGUGACGUUUUCACACAUCGCCCCAUUGCAAAUGGGGACCCCCACUUUUCUCUUGUUAGGGUAGAUGUUUUGCCUAGUUUCCUAGUGUUAGCCUUUGCUUAUGAGAGGGUGUCAUGUCAAAAUGCAAAAGAUGUUAAAAUGUUAAAAUGAUCCUAAGUGUCAGGUUGCCUUAGAGUUUUGCCUUGAAUUGUGAGCGAAAAUGAUAAAAAAUGUUGCAAAUUGUUGUGAUUUCUGUGCGCAGGUGCUGAAAGUCCUUAUAGGAGUCAUUUAUUUGCAAACUUUGUUCCCAGCUCUCAUUCUCAUUCUUGUGCCAAGACGUGGUCAUUCCCAUCCAUGCAUGACCAAAGUCGCAUCAAAACACCAAGGGCGCCAUCAUUGGAGGAGAUUGUGAGCAUUAUAGGGAGUGACAUUGUUGGUCCAGGUCUGAAACAUCAUCUCCAGCUAUCAUUCUCAGACCAAAGACAUUGUGCCCAGUCAUUAUCUGAGCCAAAAUGUGUUCAUUUUCAGUCAAUUGAGAACGAAGUGCAGUGCAUGUUGGUGUGGUGCCAUGAUUGACAUUGUUCCCAGCCAUUGAAGUUAAGUUGCAGGGGUAUCUUCGGACUUCCAUCAGAUUUGGAACAUCAUAAAGACACUGAAAUUAUUCAUUUUCAGACCUUAGAGGGCAUAUUCAGACUUGGUGCUCAAAAAAGUAAAUUGGAGACAACUUUCCAGCACCUAAAUCAACCAUUUUCAGGGGUGUCCUCAGACUUUAUACUCAGAAAUCAGACCUGAGAUUGCAUCAAACACACCAUUUUCUGAGCUUACAAGGGUGUCUUCAGACUUAUUUAUUGCAAUUAGACUUAUCUUAAGUCUGAAAAUCAAGUUUUCUUGAGGAGAAUUUUCCAGAUUUCAAUCCAGACCUUCACAUUUUCCAGAAUUGGUGUUACAAUUUUCUAGUCGAAACCUAAGUUAAAUUGAUUGUUCAGAUUACCUAUCACAAGUUGGGACAAAUGUUGGGAACAAAGUCCAUAUGAGGUUCAGAUUUCCACUUGAGGACAUAAUUACAAAGGAAGGGAUAAAUCAAUUCAAAUGAAGAUCAAUAACAAUGAAGUCCCUAUAGGCAUCAAAUCUCCACCAAGUGAAGAAAUGGACAAAGAUGAUGAAGAUGUUUUAGGGACUGAUCCGUCUCUACAAGGAUCGAUUUCCCACCAAGGUUGAAACAAGGUUUAUCACAUAGGUGUUUGAUUCAAUGUUUGUUUGUUUUGCAGGUCUGCUACAAGGAAGGGAUGCAAGAUGAUUGAGGCUUGAUGUGAAAGAGGAUUGCCCAAGGCAUGGAGGAGACUUGACAAAGAUAUAUUUCGAUGAGAAAGAUCAACAUUUCAAGGAUUGGAGGAAAAUUUCAAGACAAAGAUUUGAAAGGAAAGGAUGUGGAUUAGAUCAAACACGAAGAAGCUUCACCAUGAUGAUGAACAAAUGAAGGCAGGCAAGUUCAAGACAAGUAUCACAAGGAAUUCCAAACAUUAUGAAGAAUGUUCAAGGCAAAUUGAUGAAGUCUACAAGGCAAGCUGAGGUGGCAUCCUAGUCACCAUUCGUCCAAUCAGAGGGUACCAAGUCAACAUUCCUUCAAGGAGGGAAUAAGUGACACAUGGCGCUACAUCAAAUAUUAUUCAUCUUACCUACCCUUAUCUCUCAUUGGGCAAUGUAAUGAUGGUUGUAACAAAACCUAAUUAGGGUUUCUAUCUUUCGAUCUUGGCCAUUGAUCUUGAAUCAAUUUGAGCCAUUCAUUGUAAUGAGAAGUCUAUAUAAGGCUCCAUGGUUUCAUUUGAAAAGGUUAAUAGAAGAAUGAUAGAAGAUUAGGAGAAUAGUUAGCAAUAGAGGAGUAGAAGAAUAUAUAGCAAUUAGAUCCUUAGGAGUAGAGUAGGAGGAGAAAUGGCAGAAAUUGUUGCCAAGGCUUGUAAAUUGAUACACUACUUUCAUUGAAGUUGUGGUGAAUUGUGGCAUUCUUUUUA
This is a messenger RNA of Cryptomeria japonica (Japanese cedar), 5616 nucleotides long. RefSeq names its product pentatricopeptide repeat-containing protein At1g71210, mitochondrial. Gene Ontology annotation, molecular function: protein binding. The record is from RefSeq and is a predicted model, not a curated record. The coding region runs from base 147 to 2840 and encodes 897 amino acids. The transcript has 2 exons. NCBI's taxonomy places the organism in Eukaryota, Viridiplantae, Streptophyta, Pinopsida, Cupressales, Cupressaceae.